AUGAAGCUUCUCCUUUGGGCCUGCAUUGUAUGUGUUGCUUUUGCAAGGAAGAGACGGUUCCCCUUCAUUGGUGAGGAUGACAAUGACUAUGGUCACCCACUUCAUCCAUCUCUGAAUAUUCCUUAUGGCAUACGGAAUUUGCCACCUCCUCUUUACUAUCCCCCAGUGAAUACAGUCCCCAGUUACCCUGGGAAUACUUACACUGACACAGGGUUACCUUCGUAUCCCUGGAUUCUAACUGCUCCUGGAUUCCCCUAUGUCUAUCACAUCCGUGGUUUUCCCUUAGCUACUCGGUUGAAUGUUCCUCAUCUCCCUCCUAGGGAUUUCCCCUUUGUCCUUCCUUCAAGGGUUUUUUCAGCAGCUGCAGCACCCGCUGCCCCUCCUAUUGCAGCUGAGCCUGCUGCAGCUGCACCUCCUAUAGCCACAGCUGUAGCAGCUGAGCCUGCUGCAGGGGCCCCUGUUGGAGCUGAGCCUGCUGCAGAGGCACCUGUUGGAGCUGAGCCUGCUGCAGAGGCACCUGUUGGAGUGGAGCCCGCUGCAGAGGAACCUUCACCAGCUGAACCUGCUACAGCCAAGCCUGCUGCCCCAGAACCUCACCCUUCUCCCUCUCUUGACCAGGCAAAUCAGUGAAAUUCUCUAGAAGAGU
Molecule: messenger RNA, 646 nt
Organism: Symphalangus syndactylus (siamang)
Lineage: Eukaryota; Metazoa; Chordata; Mammalia; Primates; Hylobatidae
Gene: PRR27
Product: proline rich 27
Cellular component (GO): extracellular exosome
Source: RefSeq, a predicted model, not a curated record